Exophiala spinifera is the source of this 1044-nucleotide messenger RNA. RefSeq lists its product as uncharacterized. Bases 1 to 1044 code for a protein of 347 amino acids. NCBI's taxonomy places the organism in Eukaryota, Fungi, Ascomycota, Eurotiomycetes, Chaetothyriales, Herpotrichiellaceae. The record is from RefSeq and is a predicted model, not a curated record. The transcript is spliced from 2 exons.
AUGGAUGAGAUGGCCAAGCCCUUUGAGACAUUAUCGCAGGUUAGUGACCGGCAUCUGUCUGCCAUGGAUACACGACGUAUCCUAUCUUCGUCCACUGACGAUCAAUUGCAGGCAGCAUCAACAAGCCCUUCUCAAACAGCCGACACCCGUUCUGAUGGAAGCUUCACGAGCAGCGCUAGUACAUCUGGAACCAGUACUCUUUAUUCCUCCUUCACCGAUGUCCAGUUGACAAAGUCUGAAUCGACAACCUCCGACGCCAACAAUGACGGUCCUCUGAAGCUGAACGAGGUACUCGAUCAUCGCUUGUCGAUGAUCCUUGAAUCUGAACCGAUCGCCAACUCAACAAGUUAUGACAAGUCGAAACAGGUUGCAAAUGAGUUUUCGGCAGCAUACAAGUCUCGAUUCAAUUUCAACUGCGCCUUUAGGUUUACCGGAUCGGUUGAUGAGCCCGAAGCGCCGCCAAAGACAAAGGGUGCAUUCCUGAAGGCGUUGAUUGCCGAGAUGGGCCUUGCCGCAAACGUCCAAGCUGGAUUACAAGCAUACCAACACGCCCUCAACUCACGGAAACAUCAUGUCUUUGAACCGGACUUCCUCAUCGACCAGAACACGGCUACAAUAAUUACCAUUGACCAGCUCGAUCAGAUCGUGGCUCACCUUAAGGAAGCGAAAGAAGGGGUUGACAAGAUCGAACUGGACGACGCGGGCAUCCCGGACGAGCUCUUUGAGGCAUUCUGUCACGCUCAGCUGUGGGUUGCAAGGACCAGAGCCAUCCUCGUUCAGCUGCAUGUGUUUUACAAGAUCAACUUUGUCCUUCCAGACCUCUUACCACCACCACCACCCACCCACCUUUACCCACCAACACCAACCACAAUGGCUGACGAGGCUACCAAGGCAAAGCUCCGAGCUGCCUUUGACAAGCUCACCCCUGAGGACUUCGCCUCGGUCGCCGGCAACAAGGAUGCCCUCGCCGACAAGGUUGCCGAAAAGUACUCCAUCUCCAAGGAGGAGGCACUCAAGCAGGUCAACGAGGCCUUUGCCAAAUAG